Acanthoscelides obtectus is the source of this 1536-nucleotide messenger RNA. NCBI's taxonomy places the organism in Eukaryota, Metazoa, Arthropoda, Insecta, Coleoptera, Chrysomelidae. The record is from the annotation of a GenBank genome assembly.
AUGAAACCAUCUAAACUGCAAGAUCAUCUAAGAAGAUACCACCCUGAUAAAGCAGAGAAAGAUUUGAAAUACUUUCAAUCACUCAAAGAUAAAUUUCAGAAGAGACCUACACUGGACAGAAGGUUCGCUUCGACGUCACAAAGAAAUGAUGAUGGUUUGCGGGCGUCUUACAAUAUCUCGUUACUUAUAGCAAAAUCCGGAAAACCGCAUACUAUCGGAGAGAAGUUAAUUUUGCCAGCCGUUGAAGAGGUUUUAAAAACUGUUUUACACAAACCUGCAUCUGAUAUCAUUAAAAGAAUUCCCUUAAGCAACAAUACUGUUGAAAGACGUAUUGAUGAAAUGAGUUCUGAUAUUGAAAGCUUCUUAUGUAAUUAUUUGCAAACGACCCAUUUCUCUAUACAACUGGACGAAUCAACUUUACCUGAUAAUGCAGCAUUAUUAUUGGCAUAUACAAGCUGCCAGGAAGACGACGUUUCAACUCACGUUCAACAUUUAAAUGCCCUCUAUUCAGAUUUUGAAUCUAGGUUUGAGGAUAUUUUGACUAUGGUAAUACCACCGUGGAUAAUUAAUCCAUAUGGUGACAUAGAAGAAACGAAUGUCAUAAUACAAGAGGAACUGACUGAACUAAGUACAAACGAAGAACGUAAGGUACCAGAAGAUACGAUUGCACAGUCCCCACGCAAGGUACGUGUUACCCCCAUCGUUCUUCGUGAUGCUUCGAGAUGGCGAGGCGUAAAUCACAAGUUUAUUUCCUUGGGCAUCAAAUUCGAACGCGCGGUUGCCGUCGAUGCAGGAAUCAGGAUAAUUCCCAAGUCCGAGGAUGAUUACCGCAGGAUUAUUCGUCUCUUCAGGGAGGAAGAGGUGCCCCAUCACACUUUCCCUCUACCCUCCGAGAGGAACAUUCAUGCUGUAAUCAGAGGAGUACAUGCGACACUUUCGGAAAUUGAGAUCAAGGAAGAGUUGCAACAGAGGGGAUAUUCCCCCCUGCACAUAAUUCGCCUGAAACGCGGUGGCGGCGUGCCCAUGCCUUUGGUGGUAGUCAUACUGCCCAAGAUAGAAAAAUCUCAGCAGCUGUUCAACGAACACGAGCUGCUAGGUUUGGCUAUCCGAGUCGAAGUUCAAAAGAACUCAAGACUCAUCGGGCAGUGUCACCGCUGCCAAAAAUAUGGACAUGCGCAAUCUUACUGCACUGCACCACCUAAAUGUCUAAAAUGUGCCUCUGACCACAUGACCCACUUAUGCCCUCAAACAGAACAAGAGGAACGAAAGUGCGCGAACUGUGGAGGGGGGCAUCCAGCGAAUAGCCGAACUUGCAGAUUUGCCCCUAAGAAAAAUCUGCAAGUGAUAGCGCAAAGGCGCAAUGUAAGUUACGCGGAUGCAGCUAGGGAUGCAACCCGGGCUGCCCCCUCUGUGGGAUCUUCUGCGAACACGCAAAAUGUGGACCUGGCAACCGCGCUAAGGUCCUUACAGCAGAUCAUAGGUCCUCUGAUUAGCGCAACACAGGCUUUGCAGGCGAUCUUUCCUGCAAAUGGCUAG